Molecule: messenger RNA, 6221 nt
Organism: Caenorhabditis angaria
Lineage: Eukaryota; Metazoa; Nematoda; Chromadorea; Rhabditida; Rhabditidae
Source: the annotation of a GenBank genome assembly
AUGAUGAGCGAUGAGAAUGAUUUGGAAGUGAAUAUUGAUGUCAAUUUACCUUUCGGUAUUGAGAAUCAAGUCGGAAAUGUAGAAAUUGCUGAUAGACCAUUAGUAAGUUGUUGUUAAAUAUUGUAAUUUAUUUUUCAACUAAACAAUAUUAUUCAGAACCCUCCUCCUGCCCCACCGCCUCCAGUCAAUAACCCAACUACUGCUGCCCAAAACCAACAAAAUGCUCAAAAUCAAUUUGGGAAUGUGAGGUGAGUAAUUUUAAUUUUAAUUUCUGCCUGAAUAGGAACCGUUCUAAUAUUUUCAGAGAUCGAUUAUUUCACGCAAUGCUUGUCCGAAUUGCCAUCAAAUAUAGUUCAAAAGUAAAUUUAACAUGUCGAAGAAUAAUUGAAAGUGUAAUAUUGUUCGUCGCGCUGAUAUUACUUUGCUCAUUAUUAUUUGUUCAUAUCAAAUUUACGAAAACAAGUAUAACAUGUUUAGAUAAUGUGAAAAAAGAAUGGAUGACUGAUGGAAUUCUAAGAGUUGAAGUUAUCAAAAAUUUGAAAAUGUUGGAAAAAGAAGAAGAUUAUAUCAGGUGGUAUGGUAAGUUUCUAUGAAUAUAUAAAUAUAGUUUUUGAAAAUUGUUCUUCCAGUGCGCGAAAAAUCAUCCCGAUCAUGUUAUCUUCGAGUCGCUGACAUAUUCAAAAUCGGACCACGAGUAAUUCCAGCUGAAAUUCGAGCACAAGGAAUAAUGGAUGCUGCCAGGCAAAUAUCGAUUGAUCACAAGAAUAAGUAUACAGUCAAACCGUUUGCUGAUGGAGGCGGUUUAUUGAGUUAUUUUAUUCGUGCUCCAUCAGCGCUUUUUUCUUUGGAAACUGAUGAUGAUGAAAAAGAUGAAAGAUUGCAUCGGGGAAAUGAUCCAUUGGAAGAAGAGGCGAUUUUUGCCUGGAGAUCACAAUUCAAUGCGCAUUAUUGUAAGUGAAAGGGUUAAAUUGAAUCUGAAAAUAUCUAUUUUCAGCAAAUGACGAUGAUUAUGAAUAUGUAUAUCGUGUAGAAUAUGCACAAUUAUAUGGUGUUCUAAGACUUCCGGAACAAUUCAGAGAAAAACAUGGAAUUCCAACAGUUUGGAUGCGAGUGAGUUAUUCUGAUUAUAUCAUAGAUUUUUUCGCAAUCAAAAAUUUCAGAUUGAUUCAAAAUCGAGUUGCUUUGGUGACUCGGUUUCUCAUCUCAUGAUGAAUUCAUUUGUUGGAUAUGAAGAUGCUGUGAUUUCGGCGCUGCGGGAAAAAGCAAUCAAUGCUUCGACUGACAGUAUGUUUUUGAACUUGAAAGAUAUCCGAAAAAGUUUCAAAUAUAUAUUUCAGCAGAAUCAAAUAGUCGCGGAUAUCUACACGAUCUUCUUACUCACGAACAUUACCAUCUUAUGGGAAGUUUCCUUGGGAAAUCGAGUUAUUUGACUGCAGCAAUUUUAAUGCUCAUAUUUGUGAGUCUACGACAGAAUAUUCUCAUUUCUAAUGUAAUUUUGAAUUUUCAGACAUUCGCAAUUUCAAUGCUUCUACGAUUUUCGCAUCAUCAAAUAUUUGUGUUCAUUAUCGAUUUGUUGCAUAUGUUUGAACUUCAACAACCGCUUCAUUUUCCUGUUGCUCCGAUUUUUACUGUUAUUUUGGCUCUUGUUGGUGAGGACUUAUUGGGAAAAUUUGAUGAAGCUAGAGUUUUCUCUCUUGCCGCCAAAUAAAUGAAAAAUUCAAAAUUUUCAGGAAUGGAAGCAAUAAUGUCAGAAGUGUUCAAUGAUACAACAACCGCAUUUUAUGUUAUUUUAAUUGUUUGGGUUGCUGAUCAAUAUGAUGCGAUUUGUUGUCAUUCGCCAGUUUCGAAACGAUUUUGGCUUAGGUAAUAAUUCUACAUAUUUUUUAAUAUAUAUAACUCAAAUUUCAGAUUUUUCUACGUAUAUCAAUACUUUUUCUAUGCCUAUCAAUAUCGUUUUGGUGGCCAAUAUGGAACACUUGCAUUGUGGACUUCUGCCACUUUUAUUCUUCAUUCAAUGAUUUAUUUUUUCCACCAUCACGAAAUGCCGUUGAUAUUAUAUCAGGAUCGAUUGCAACAAGUUUUGGCGGAUUUACAUGCUCCACAGGUUAGUUCGAUCCCCGGUGCCCGCGAUUCUUUUUUCUUCCUCCUUCUAUUUUUUUUUGCUUCAUCCAUCCAAUUAUUAAUGUGUCAAGCAUCAGUCUUCUUCUUCUUUUUUCAUUUUUUUUUUCUGAAAAAGACAGACGACGCAAAAAUAGAGACAACUUGGCAUAAUUGCACAUUUUUGUGCCUCCCGGCAAAAUGUAUCUUUUUUCCGACUAAUUUGGUUGUUUUUGAGAGAGAAUUUUUGGGGUUUUUGAGCAUACGUCGCAUGCGUGGGAUAAUCGACCCGAGGAGGGGUUAUCACUCACCCCAGUUUUUGGAAGGGGAUGUCACUUGAGAAAACAUUUUGAAGAAAUUUUCUAAGCUUUGUACUCUAUCACUUAUUUGGAGUGAUUAAAAUUUCCACGAAUUUUUAUUCAAAAAUCGAUAAUUUCAACAUUUUCAUCCAAAUUUUGAGAACUUUGGUUUUGAUUUAUUGUCAUAGGAUUUAUCAUUUAGGGUCAAUUAGGUAGGUUUAGGGUUAAAGGUGGAAGCAUUGAAAAAAAUUGAUAAUAAAUUAAAUCAAAAAUUUUGAAACGUAUUUUUUUUGUUUUUGAAAAAUUAGAAUUUUUGAAUCGAAAUUUGACUCAAAAGCGGAGAAGAUGAGAAUAUUUGCCGAAGUGAAGCAAUUUUGAGCUAAAAGUUUAUAAAAAAUUUAGAUUGUCAAGUUUAUUUAGCUGAAAAUGAAAAAGGAAAGGGGGGGGGGUUAUCCCUUUUUCCAGAAAUUUUCAAAAACAGGGGUGUGCACUGGUGGAUUUGAAACGAGGGUAUGCGACGUAUGUUUUUGAGUUCUAUCUAUAAUAAAAAAAAAGAAAAAUUCCUCAAUUUCCUAUCGCCCCGCACAUCAAAAAGCAAACUUUUGCUGUGCUUUUGAUGUUUUUUCGUAUUUUCUUUUCCUUUUAACAACUUCCUUCCGGUUCUUGAUUUUUUCUUGCUUUUUUCUACGUUUUUGACCAAGUUUAUUCGAGUGGUCGAAGUGUUUAUAGAGAAUAUUCAAAAAACAUUUCGCUCUGUGUUUAAUUUCAGUUUCUGAAUACAUAUGUCGAGUAUAUAACAGCAAAUCCCAGAUAAUCCGAAAAAGAAAUAUUUUUGAAACGUAAAAAAUUUGAGGAAAAUUAUUUAGAGUUUCCGGAAGUUUUCCAAUUUUUCCCAUCUCAUACAAAUUUUCCGAUUAAUCAAGCAUUGACAUUUCUCACUGACAUUUUUUUUUCGCCAUGUCAAGUUAUGAAUAAUCCAAGAUUUUCUUCUUUUUCUUCUUCUUCUCUUCUUUUUUUUCAAUCCAACAUGAUGGUUCUUCUUUUUUUCCGUUUUCCUUCUUCAUACUUUGAGGUGUUGUCUCUCACUUCUUCGUUUUUUUCUCCUAAAGAAGAAAAAAUUGAAUUUGUAUUCCUCUUCGUUUUUUUCCUCUCUCUAAUGCACUCGCUUUUUGUUGUUGUUUUUUCUUUUUCUUUCUUUCAUUCAUUGAGAGAAAAAUAACGAGAAGAGAAGAAGAAGUGAUAAUGAAUUUGUAGUCGAAUGAAGCCACGCCCCUCACUUUUUUUACUAAUGUGGCUUUGCGAAGUUUUUUGUUUGGUUUGGUUUGAAUAAUCAAGAAGGAAUGAGUGUAUGAGCGUGAAACUAGUUGACAAGUAGCUGAGCCUUGAGAACCUAUUCGUCUAGGACCCGCGUCUUGAGAGAUUCUACGCCAAGGAGCCGAGCCUAGACUGCUUAGUUGUCAAGUAAUCACUUCUAGAAAACACAACUGCAAGGAUCAGUGCCUAGAGAUCCACUCUGGCAAGGUUUCGCGCCAUGAGAACUUCUGUUGCCUAACUUUUAAUAAUGAAAAAUAAAUUUCAAACUCUUUCACCGAUGACGUCAUUCUUGGUGUUGAGUGUAACAAAGUUCAGUGACAUUGUAAUUGAAUUCAACUCUGACUAGCGACACCAAAAAAAGUUUUUCAUGUUUUUCUCUCCCUAUUUUUUCUGCGCCCUCAAAUUUUGAGCCGCAAAACGUUCAGAUUUUUCAACCAGAUCUAAGAGAUCUCUCCAUUGAUACUUAUGUUGUUUUUUUUUUCAAAAUACAUAUUAUUCUUUUGGGAGUCGUUAUCCAAUUUGUGAGAUGAGAUGAGAUACUACAACUCUUUUUCUUCUUCUGAAAUGUGAUCGGUUUGUUUUGUUUUGUAGGCAAAAAUCUCCGAGAAUUAUAUAUUUUUCCUUUUUUUUCAUUCACAUCAGAAUAUAUCUUUGGCGUGUUUGUUCAUUUACUUGAGAAUUUAAUGUAAACACUCUUCAGCAUCUCAUUUUCGCCGCUGUUUUUUUCGGGUUCGUGUCAUUUUCAGCAGUUUAAGAAGAGUUAUGACGUGGCAAAAUUAUCUGGAUUUAGCCCAACUUGAGCCCUACAACCAAAAUCAGCCUAUCACCUUGAAUUUCAUAUCAGAGUCGAACUUUGAAAUGAGCUCGAGUCCAAGCCUAACUCAAACAUUUCAAGCCAAUAAUCAUUCUAGAAUAGGCUUAUAUGAGCUGAAGUCUAGAAUUAUCCUAACUCAAGCCAGACUUUUCUGACGAAUCUUGCACUCUUGGGUUGUUGUACUAAUUUCUCUUGGGGAGUUCCUCAAAAUUACUGAAAAGUGUUGUUCUUUUCGGCAACGUCAGCAUUUUUGUAGUUAUUAUUCUCUGGGGAUUUUUUCAGCUCUCAAAUUUACUGAAAUAUAUUAGUUACCAGAAGUUCAAAAAAUUACGAAAUCGAAAAAUUGGUAAGUUUUGAAAAUUGUGACCAUAUUUGUCUAUAGUUAUAUAUUUGCUCGGUUUUUUGUGUAUUAUAUUUAGGCCAGGCCAGCUGACUGUACAAACAACUCUCCUUUUUCUUUUUUCUCCAUCUAUUUUUGGUCAGUUUUGUCCUUUCCAACAACACAGCAAAAAAACGUUUUUUUUGUGUUGAGCAAUAAAAAAGCACUCGACCGAAUAUUUUUUUCGCAGUUUUUCCACACAUAUUUUCUCAUUGUUGUUGUUUUUUCGAGCAGAAGAUUUGGGAUUUUUGAUUAGCGCAAAGACACCUUAUUGUUAGGCUUAAUAUAGUUUUCCUUGGUUUUUUGCUCUGAACCUGAGAAUUUUGGGAUCGCUCAUGUUAAGGGUAUUGUUUUGGGUCCAAACACGAUAUUGCUCAGAUUAGGAAAUUUAGUAGAAAGUCGGCUUUUUUUUCAAAGAAAAUAUCUGUGUCGCUGAAAGUCGUGAGUUUCGUUUAGUUUUUCAACAAAAAACACACAAACUCUCAAAAACAACCCGUUUUUUGUCCCAUGAAUUUUUGAUAAUCUCUUCUACUCCGCUUUUCCUUCUUUUUUCUCUUUUUUCCUAGUUUUUCAUUCAGUUCUCCUAUUUCUUUGUACUUUUUCUACCAAAAAAGCAUUUCCUCUUUCACGCCAAAAAGUUUUGGUUGUCACUUUGAAUUUUAUCAGAAAAGGGAGUGGUUUAUCUUCUUUUUUUUCAAAAUUUCUUUCAAAACAAUUGAAUGUGAUAUUUUCAGAGUGGAAUGGGUACUGUAGAAGUUCAAACGAUUACUGUGGCUGUGCACAGUCGACCCGAUAGUUUGGCAACCAAUGAAACUGCUCAGCAGAAUGUGGAAAAUGUGAGUUUUUUCAAGUCCACGGUUGGCUGAACUGAAAAUUUACCCUGAACUAACUACCUGAAAUGAAUUCCGAUUCUAAAUCACUUAUUAAAUAAUAUUUUAUAUUUUUCAGAGAGAACCAUUGAGUCCGUCAAGUGUAUUCGAUGCGAGAGGUCCCGUUUUGAUACCAGGUAAUUUUUAUUUUCAAAUUUUAGCCCCCCUCCCUUUUCCGGAAAAAUUCUUAUAACCCCCUUGAGAAUUUCUCAGAGAUUCUUGCAAAGUUCAAAAACUUUUUAUCCCAAAAAAAAUAUCGCAAAAAAGCUAGAAAAAAUUUAUGACUAAAACUCAAAAUUUGUGUGUUUGCAGAAAGUGUACAAGAUGAACAAAUGGAGCAAGUUGUAGUCGAAGAGGAAGAAGAUUCUCGAAUUCCGGAAGAAAUUGUGGCUCGUGGAAUUGUGAAUGAUGCGAUGAAUGAGCUUUUCAACACUAAUAAUACUGAAUAA